AUGAAAAGUAAAGAUAUAAUACAUAAUAACAAUAAUACCCAGCUACAACUACAACAACCUACUACUACUACUACUGAUCAGCAACCAACAACAACAAAGACAAUGACAACAACAGACAAUACAACAACAACUACAGCUACUACUGGUACCACUACAACUAUAGCGACUACAGCUAGUUCUAAUCAAAGUGGUUCAAAUGAUUUUGUUAAGAAAUUAUUCUUGAUGUUACAAGAAGAUAGUUAUAAAUCGAUUGUAAGAUGGACAGAUUUAGGUGAUAGUUUUGUUGUAAUUAAUACAAAUGAAUUUACUAAAGAAAUAUUACCAAGACAUUUUAAACAUUCAAAUUUUGCUAGUUUUGUUCGACAAUUAAAUAAAUAUGAUUUUCAUAAAGUUAAAAUUACAAAUGAAGAAAAAUCAAAAUAUCCUUAUGGUGAUGAUACUUGGGAAUUUAAACAUCCUGAUUUUAAAAUUAAUGAUAGAAAUGCUUUAGAAAAUAUAAAAAGAAAAGGACCAUCGGUAAAGAAAACAACUCCAAAUUUAUCUACAAGUGGUGGUACAGCCAACGGCUCUGAAGUAAUUAUUAAAUGUAAUCAUAAUUAUACUCAAUUAAAUCAAAAUUAUAAUCAAUUAAAAGAUGUUGUUUCUCUGUUGAAAAAGGAAAAUAAAUCAUUAAAUCAAGAAAUUCACGUUUUAGAAAGAAAAUAUAAAACAUUAGUUGAAAAUAUUGUAACUAUUAAUAGUAAUGAUGAAAGAUGUUAUCGAUCAAUGAAUAUAUUGUUGAAUUGUUUAAUUGCUGCUGGUAUUAAAGUGCCUCCAUUAGAUUUUCCAAUGAAUCAACAAUCAUCACCUUCCCAAAUACCACAACUUGCAGUACUUCCACCAGGUGAAGAAACUAAUGGAUCCCUACCUAGUAUAAAUCAACUUAGACAACCCCAAGCACCACCACCACCCCAACAACAAUCUCCAUUAACUAAUCCAAUAAUGACAGGUCCACAACUUUCAACUCCUAUACCUGCACCAUUAACCGCACAAACAUUACAGCAACAACAACAACAACUUCAACAUCCAUUGGGAAUACCUAUGAAUUUACCACUUAAUAGACCAUCAGUGGUGACUCAAGGUCCAGGACCACCACCACAACAUAUCCAACCAAUCCCAAUGCCAAUAAAUACCCAACAACCCCCACCCCCACCACAACAGGCUCCGCCACCACCUCAAGGAUAUUUACAACCACCACCACCGCCGAAUGGACCAAUAGUUCAUAGAACAAGUCCACCGAAUAGUGAAUCCCAUUCAUCGAGUGUUCAUUCUCCAUUAGCACCAACUGCUCCGCCAGGAGCAGCUACAUUAGGAACUACUGGAUCGGGAACUAUUGCAACUGCCGCUGGUGGUGCCCCCGUUACUUCCGUCUCCCCCUCCAUCCCCACCGCAACUCAAAUCGUCUCCACCACCACCAAUAUCCCCAACCCCAAAUUCCACGUCCUCCUAGUGGAAGAUGACAAUGUAUGUAUCCAACUCUGUCGAAAAUUCUUAGUCAAAUACGGAUGUCAAGUCACAGUGGUCACCGAUGGACUUAAUGCCAUUUCCACGGUUGAAAAAACCAAAUAUGAUUUAGUAUUGAUGGAUAUCGUAAUGCCUAAUUUGGAUGGAGCGACGGCCACGAGUGUGAUUCGAAGUUUUGAUACUCGAACACCCAUAAUUGCCAUGACUGGGAAUAUUGAGGAUCAGGAUUUGGUUAAUUAUUUGAGAAAUGGUAUGAGUGAUAUUUUGGCCAAGCCGUUUACGAAAGAUGAUUUGUAUAGUAUUUUGCUGAAACAUUUGUUGAAAGAGGCUGCUGCGCCAGCAACUGCUGGUGAGAGUGGAAGUCCGACGGGUGGUGUGACUGAUGGGGGACAGGUUAAGAUUGAGAAUAAUCCAGGAGAGGGUGGAUUAGAGGAGGAUUUGUUAUCGAGAGAGGAUCCAAUAUUGAAGAAACCAAGACUUAUAUAA
Hemisphaericaspora subhashii is the source of this 1989-nucleotide messenger RNA. RefSeq names its product kinase-regulated stress-responsive transcription factor (gene SKN7). Gene Ontology annotation, molecular function: sequence-specific DNA binding; phosphorelay response regulator activity; DNA-binding transcription factor activity. Lineage: Eukaryota; Fungi; Ascomycota; Pichiomycetes; Serinales; Debaryomycetaceae. The record is from RefSeq and is a predicted model, not a curated record. Bases 1 to 1989 code for a protein of 662 amino acids. The transcript has a single exon. Gene Ontology annotation, biological process: regulation of DNA-templated transcription; phosphorelay signal transduction system.